AAAUUUUGCAAUAACUGGCAUGUUUAAUACAAAAAAUAUACUUGAGUAAAUUUUAAAAAUAAAAUUAUUAAUAAGGAACUACAUACUUUAUCUUCAAAUUCAUUAUUUAUUUCGAUUUAUAAAAGGUAGUUCAAUGUAGAUACAUACAAAUAAUUUUAAAGUGCGUCUAGUUUAAAUAUAAUGAAAAUUAAUGAAAAAAAUUUGAUUAGAUAUUCCACAACACCUCCAUUUGAUUUAGAAGGUUGGUUGAAUAAAAGGAGUAGCAAUAAUUCUUGGCGAAAAAGAUAUUGUGUCUUAAAAAAUAAUUUGCUAUUUUAUUUUGAUAAAAAAGACGAAAGCGAACCAUUAGGAUUGAUUAUUUUAGAAAAUUGUACAAUAGAAUUGGCAGACGAAUUUGACGGCUUAAGCUUUCAAAUAGUGUUUGAUAAUCGAAAUAUAUAUACUUUCGCUGCUGAAAAUCAAGAUAUUUUAGAGCUUUGGAUGAAAUCUUUGACUAGUGCUAGUUAUGAAUAUAAAAAAGCGAUGGUACUGGAAUUACAGCGUCAACUUAAUGAAAUUAAUACGCAAAAAAUCCAAAAUGGAUUACAGAAUUGCGUAGUGCAAAAACCUCAACCAACACAGCAGCAACAAAACCCAUUUCAGGAUUCUCCUAAGCCUCCGCCAAGGCGGCAAAAUCCUUUUAAUAGACCAGCUCCUCCAGUACCCGAGGGGGCCGCAUCUUCAGUUUUAUUCAAUCAGUCUUAUGGAAACAAAGCAACUAAUACGAAACAAUCACAAAAUAAUAUUGUUAAUAAAAGUGUAAAUGCAGUCAAUGGAAAUUCGAGUAAUUUUGGUGGCAAAUGGGAAAUAUUUACAGAAGAAUCAAGUUUAGAUGUUGAAAAAGCAUUUCAUGCUAAUCAUUUUGGUGUAAAUAAUGAACAAAAUUAUCACAUAGAUAGAAAACCGCAACCCACAAAAAAUAUGAAUGAAAGUUCAGAGAACGUAUUUAAAACAACACAUGAACGCUUUCGAAAGAUAAUUUUACAUGACAUUGGCCAAUACAGAAAAAAAAAAGAAAACCGUACUGAGCCACUUAUUAUAUUGUAAUGAGUAUAAGUAUAACAAGUCAAAUUUUUAAAAAUAUUUUUUUUAUUAAUUUAUACAUUUAUAUUUACAUAUAAUGUGCAAGUUGAAACUUAGAUUUUUUUAACUAUCAUUGUUAUUAAUAUUAUUAAUGUAUAUAUGAGUACAUAUAUAUAUAAAAUACUAAUUUUAAUAUUAUAAGUAAACAUUUGUAUGUAGAAACAAUGUUAUUGCAAACAUUGUUAAAAAAUUUUAUUACCUAUAUUCAUAAA
Molecule: messenger RNA, 1334 nt
Organism: Condylostylus longicornis
Lineage: Eukaryota; Metazoa; Arthropoda; Insecta; Diptera; Dolichopodidae
Product: sesquipedalian-1-like
Exons: 1
Coding region: 181-1086 (301 amino acids)
Biological process (GO): receptor recycling; retrograde transport, endosome to Golgi; endosome organization
Cellular component (GO): early endosome; recycling endosome; trans-Golgi network
Source: RefSeq, a predicted model, not a curated record